Molecule: messenger RNA, 2177 nt
Organism: Polistes canadensis
Lineage: Eukaryota; Metazoa; Arthropoda; Insecta; Hymenoptera; Vespidae
Exons: 11
Coding region: 118-2133 (671 amino acids)
Biological process (GO): negative regulation of protein tyrosine kinase activity; intracellular signal transduction
Cellular component (GO): cytoplasm
Molecular function (GO): protein kinase inhibitor activity
Source: RefSeq, a predicted model, not a curated record
GAGAUCUAUGCACGGCCCUGCGGAUAAGUUCUAAAAUCCAACAUGGCUACCUGAUAUGUAGCAGACGAUAUAGGUGCCAUGAAAAAUUGUAAAUAAAAUUCAUUUUUAGCUUUAAUUAUGAGUGGACGUGUACAAAAGGAAUGUGACGAUGAUUCUGAUCGUGUUGACGAUGCGGUGGAUCCUAGAGUACAGAUUGAACUUGAAAGAUUGAACACAGCUACAGAUGAUAUCAAUAAACUCGAAGUAGAUUUGGAUGAAGCAAGGGCCACAUUCAGGGAGUUAUUGUGCGAAUCUACCAUUAAAAUUGAUUCUCUGGCUAAAAAACUUGGAGCCUGUAUUGAAAAAUCUAGACCCUAUUAUGAUUCUAGAUUUAAAGCAAAAGAAGCUCUACAGGAGACACAAAAGGCUGCGAUUAGAUUUGAAAGAGCCAACAGUCAACAUGCAGCUGCCAAAGAAAUGGUAUACCUAGCAGAAGAGGGACUAAGAACGGAAGGGAGAUGUUUUGAUCAUGCAUGGCAGGAAAUGUUAAAUCAUGCAACAGCUAGAGUUAAUGAAUCAGAGCAUGAACGAGCUCUAUCUGAGGCAGAGCAUAGACAUACGACUGCGUUGUACCAUAAAGCGGAACACGAAGUUCAAAGAUUACAAAGAGAAUUAAAACGUGCAAUUGCCAAGUCAAGUAUGGGUGCACGUCGCAGCUUGCUUCUGAUAAACAGUAUCGCCUACAGGCACAACUUGCUCAUGUUGCCUUAUUAUGAAAUGAAAGCACAUUUCAAUCAAAUGUUAGAAGAACAAAAGAUGAAAGUUAGUGUAUUGGAGAGAUCAGUUGGCGAAGCUAAAAUGACAUAUGCAGAAGCUUUGAGAAAUUUAGAACGUAUUAGUGAUGAGAUACAUAAGACGAGGCAAUGCGACACUUCAGAUGAUUAUGGAAAGCAUAUACGAGAUGCUACAGAUCCUUCCUCCAUGCAGACAAAUACAGCAACUCCAACUGAUUCAAGUAUAACUGGUUCACCAGAUAGUACAGAUUAUACUAGUGAUGAAUAUUUGCGCCUCUCUGAUAGAAUGAGUCCAAGUACUCCUUGUCUUGUGCCUACCAAAAUUGAGAGGAAUCCAUCCUCUGAAUAUUUGGGCCUAAAUAAUAUGAAUCUUUCAACUUCUGAACCUCGGAAAUAUAUAAAGAGAGACCGUCCGCGAAGCAUCGCCACAACUGACACGAAACAUAUCGUACAAUUAAAUCAUACAAGUUCUUCUACAUCUCGUUUAUCUGAUCUUUCUAAUAUUAUAUCUCCUAUCGAAAAGAAGGUUAAAAUUCAAUCACCGGUGCGUGAUGAGAAAAGUAACUCUGCAAUGCAGAAUGGCGAAGAAUGGACAGAAAUUAGUUUGAAUAAUUCUCCUGAUGAAAUAUAUUACAAUAAUGACAUCUAUUCUGACGAAGAAGAUCAAAUUCCUUAUAAACCUUUGCCAAUGGAUUUGAGUCCUGAAAUAGUCAAUCUUCCAAUUCUUCCAAUAAAUGUUCAAGUAUUGUAUAAUGAUCAAAAUAUUCGGAAACGGUUAGUUUCACAGAAAUCUUUACCUUCAAUGACACGAACAAAUGAAGUUAGUUUAAGCGAAGAAAAGAGAGCAGAGGUCACAAGAAGUCCAUCAGUAAGAAGUAAGGGUAAACUUGACACUAGUUUAGCCAGUUGGAUUACUCGAAGUUCUGCUGCUAGUGAAAUAAGUGAUGGUAGUUCUGCUAAUUCAAGUAGAAGACAAUCUUUGGAUAUGCUAUGGAGUGGAGGAACAGGAGAACGAGUCAAAGAAUUGUUAAAUCAUGGAAUGAUGAUGCUAAACAUAUCCGGUCUAACAGAGCGUCGUUCUAGCGAACCAAAAACAAGUGAAAGAGAUAAAGAGAAAUCUGAAAAAUCAGAAUCGAAAGGGAAGAAGGUUCCAAGUCCUUUAGAAAAAACUAUGACCUAUCUUAAUCCGGAUGAAGAAACUUCAGAUAGUGAAAGUUUAGCCAGUGUGGAGAUGUUAACAGAAGAUCAAAUAUCAUCUCUAAUGAUGGAACCUGAUAUGAAUCAAGUUUGCCAAGAGAUUCUAGGUACACCAUUGGUAGAAGUCUGUCCUUUAUUGCAACAGCUUCAGCAACAACAGUAAUGUUCUUUUUCUUAAUAAUAUUGACCUCAUUUUAGUAAAUUAGG